CAUAACAAAUUAAAUUGAAUUUGUCAUGUAAUGUAUUUAGUAGGUAUUUAAUAUUUAUAGACAGUAUUAUUAUUAGUACUUAGUAUUUACUAGUAGCAAAUAAUAGCUAUUCUAUUAUAGCACUAACCGAAUUUCCGCCUGUUGUAACUCGUGAGUAUUUCCGUUUUUUAGACCUUUUCAAGUGUGCAGUUUCAUUCACGAAUUAUUUCAAAAUGAGUAUUAUGGACUAUAAUGGUGGCGCCUUAAUUGGCAUGAAAGGCAAAGACUGUGUUGCCAUUGCAACUGAUAAGCGAUUUGGUAUACAAGCCCAAACAGUCUCUCUUGAUUUCACAAAAGUUUUUCAAAUAAAUCCUCAUACAUAUAUGGGAUUUCCUGGUUUAGCUACAGAUAUAUUUACCGUAUAUGAAAAAAUAAUGUUCAGAAAAAGGUUAUAUGAAUUAAAAGAAAAUCGGAAAAUUUCUCCUAAAGCACUAGCGUCUCUGGUCUCCAAUUUGUUGUAUGAAAACAGGUUUUCACCAUUCUUUGUCGAACCAAUGAUUGUUGCUUUAGAUGAAGUGACAUUGGAACCAUAUAUGUGUGACAUGGAUUUAAUUGGAUGUGUAAACAAGUCCGAUAACUUUGUGGUUGGAGGUACUAGUUCAAGCCAACUAUACGGUCUUUGUGAAGCUCUUUGGGAGCCUGAUAUGGAAGAAGAUCAACUAUUUGAAACUAUCUCACAAGCUUUGGUUAGUGCUUGCAAUCGCGAUGCUAUUUCUGGUUGGGGUGCUAAAGUUUACAUUAUUAAAAAAGACAAGAUAAUUGUGCGUGAUAUCAAGACACGAAUGGAUUAGAUGUUGGAACACACAGCAAUUUCAAUAAAAUUUGAACACAUUUUUGUAAAAAUUAUUAUUCUUAUGGAAAGUUAUAAAUGGAAUAAAACUAAUAUUUUAAUAAAAUAAAGUAUUUUAUUUUGUAAUUUGAAUAUUUAAAUAUUAAGAAUAUUUUUAAAAAUAUAUAAAAAUCAAG
Molecule: messenger RNA, 1005 nt
Organism: Rhopalosiphum maidis (corn leaf aphid)
Lineage: Eukaryota; Metazoa; Arthropoda; Insecta; Hemiptera; Aphididae
Product: proteasome subunit beta type-3-like
Exons: 5
Coding region: 213-830 (205 amino acids)
Biological process (GO): proteasome-mediated ubiquitin-dependent protein catabolic process
Cellular component (GO): proteasome core complex; proteasome core complex, beta-subunit complex
Source: RefSeq, a predicted model, not a curated record